UAAAAUCACACAACUUUGUUUUAGCUUAAAUAUGGUAAAUAGUUAAUUAUACAAGUAAAGUUUCCAAUAUAUUAAAAAAAUAAAAUUACACAAGGCACGACCAAGGAUAUUUCAGUCCUACUUCUCCCCCUCAUUUGGACUUUGGAGCCCCAAUAUUGAAACGAAGGAUGAGGAAUAGGAUCCUAGUUUCUAACUUUCUAGAGCGUGGAAAAGUUUAGGUUAGAAGGGUAGAACGGGAAAUAAAAGUUGAGUAUCCCCAAGACCCCAAUAGACAAUAACUCAACCCCGCGUAAAUCGGAGGCAAGCAUUAGAAAGAAGAAUAAUCGCGUUGAAGACAACUUUUUGGUUUCCUUUUUCCUUUUUCCUUUUUCCUUUUCCUUUCCUUUCUUUUCUUCAAAUUUCAUUCACCUAUAUAUACUCCCUCUCAUCUCUCCCCCUAAACCAAAUCAAACGUAAACCCUGAAAUCAUAUGUCUCACAGAUCUCACGUUCCUCACUACUCUUCUAUCGCUUUCGGCCUCCAUUCCCAUCUCCUGGUUUCCAGUGAGAUGAUCUCCAACUCCAAUUGGUCUUUAUAAUUCUAUUUUAACCUUCUUUUUUCUCUCUCCUAAUUUUAACACCUCCUUCCCAAAUUUUUAGCCAAAUUCUUUUAUUUUUAUACUCACAUUUAAUUCAACGAAUCAACAAUUAACACAAAUGGGGAUUAAGGGGUUCGUUGAGGGUGGAAUUGCGUCCAUCAUUGCUGGUUGCUCAACCCACCCUCUCGACCUUAUUAAGGUCCGAAUGCAACUCCAAGGCGAACCCUCUGUCGUUCCACCCACCGCUAAUCUCCGCCCUGCUCUUGCUUUUCAUCCUUCCGCCGGGUCCCACACCGUCUCAAUCCCCUCUCCGCCCCGCGUGGGUCCUGUGGGUGUCGGCGUUCGUAUUGUUCAGCAAGAUGGUGUUGCUGCCUUAUUCACCGGUGUUUCCGCUACCGUACUCCGACAGACCCUCUACUCCACCACCCGUAUGGGCCUUUACGAAAUUCUCAAGCGUAAAUGGACCGAUCCCAACUCAGGAAACCUUUCACUGGGUAGGAAAAUUGCUGCCGGUUUAGUCGCCGGAGGAAUUGGUGCGGCUUGUGGGAACCCAGCUGACGUGGCGAUGGUUCGCAUGCAGGCCGACGGUAGACUCCCGGCGGCCCAGAGGAGGAACUACAAGAGUGUUGUUGAGGCCAUACAAAGGAUGGUGAAGGACGAGGGGGUUACUUCCCUGUGGCGCGGGUCUAGCCUUACGGUGAACCGUGCUAUGCUGGUGACGGCGUCACAGCUGGCAUCGUAUGAUCAGAUCAAGGAGAGUAUCUUAGAUCGUGGGGUGAUGAAAGAUGGGCUUGGGACUCAUGUCACCGCGAGUUUUGCGGCAGGGUUUGUGGCGGCGGUAGUUUCUAACCCGGUGGAUGUGAUUAAAACCAGGGUUAUGAAUAUGAAAGUGAGCAGUGGUGAAACGCCGCCGUAUAGUGGGGCCCUUGAUUGUGCAUUGAAGACCGUCAGAUCUGAGGGGCCCAUGGCACUUUACAAGGGAUUUAUUCCUACAAUCUCUAGACAGGGUCCAUUUACUGUGGUGCUCUUUGUCACACUGGAACAAGUCCGCAAACUCCUCAAGGAUUUCUAAGAUUUUUUCAAUUUCAGCAACAUAUUAAAAAAAAAAGAUGAUGAAGAAAAUUUAGGAAUUAAUUGUUCUUGCUACGAUUUAGUAUAAAAAUAUGACUUUGGUUAUACUCGUGCGUAGAAAACGUUAUGUUUGGAGUAACAUUUGGUACACUAUGCCAGCUGUUUCUUGUUGGUGAUCUUGCAUUGCGCGUGUUGUAAUACCCGUAUUGGUUACAUCAUAUUUUAUUUGGAGUUUGAUCAUUUUUUUUAUGAAAUAAUGUUUGUUUGUUA
This is a messenger RNA of Spinacia oleracea (spinach), 1918 nucleotides long. RefSeq names its product mitochondrial uncoupling protein 5. The coding region runs from base 696 to 1649 and encodes 317 amino acids. The transcript has a single exon. Lineage: Eukaryota; Viridiplantae; Streptophyta; Magnoliopsida; Caryophyllales; Amaranthaceae. The record is from RefSeq and is a predicted model, not a curated record. Gene Ontology annotation, biological process: transmembrane transport.